GGCACCCUGAAACUUCUGGCCGCUCUCGCCGAGGAGAGCACUCGCUCAGCCGAUCCAGAUUACUGUGAAGAGUUGGCUGAUCAGAUCGAACAACUGCUUCCCGUCAUCGCCCGCUUGCGUCGGGAGGCCCAGUUUGCGCCGAAAUCAAUCUGUGCUACAGCAGGCCCGUCUUCUGGAAUUCUCAACGAGCACUGCGACUUACCGUCUCCGAGCUCAGAGACUGCAAGCAGCAGAUCGAGGUCAGUGAUCCGGCCAAGCACUCAAAGAUGCGGGAGUGGUUCUUCUUCAAAUAAGACAUCAACGCAGACCGGCUCGCUGUCCACUUUUGAUAUCGUGGAUCGCACUAAGCCUGAGGACGAACAACGAUUUCUGUUAUCGGGCAAAGUUCCCGUUGUACAUUCCCAAACUUGCCCGACUGGUUGUCCUCCUGUGCUGCAGAGUGAGUUAGGAGAUGAAGGUCCCGACCAAGCCAUUGCAUUGCCGCGCGAUGAUCCCUUCCUCAACCUUGACGAAACAGACGUCCCUGAAUUUGAAGAUUUCAUGCGUGAGUUGGAUCAGUAUUCGGACCCUGCCAAAUGGUGCAUGACACAUGGAUAUGCGACAACUGGUUGCAAUUGAAUAAAUCAAAAACUUGUGGAUUAGAUCGUUCAAUGUAUCUUUCAGAAGAGUAGAUUCAAUAGCUAGAGAGAGCACAUCGUACGAGAGUGUCAUCAAAUUAUCAGCACGUGAGUUCAACAUACAAGUUGCAGAUUCGAAAAGACAAAAACAUACAACAGCGGGUAUUCGCUAGUGGUCACCCACCUAACUACUAAUCCGCCGGUACGUUGCUUAAAUAGGGCUGAGCGAACGGGAAGCCUUGUUUUCAACGUCCUAUGGUCGUAUGUGGAGAAUAUGAGAAAAACUAAAAUUAAUAAACUGAGUAUCGUUGU
Macroventuria anomochaeta is the source of this 929-nucleotide messenger RNA. RefSeq lists its product as uncharacterized. The transcript has a single exon. The annotation marks the transcript as partial. Lineage: Eukaryota; Fungi; Ascomycota; Dothideomycetes; Pleosporales; Didymellaceae. The record is from RefSeq and is a predicted model, not a curated record.